GCCCGUCGAAAAUUUGCCGCCAAUAGCUACGCAGAAAGUAAAAAAACGAAGAAGAAACAAUAAAUACUUCACUUCGGAGAGCCACCCGCUUCAUACGAAGGGUUUUAUCCUUUUUUUUAUUUUCUAAAAUGGCUUCAGACGACGAAGCAGGUCCUGAACUACUGGAGAGCGAGGACGAAGGAGAGUCCGGAGCAGAAAGUUUUCUCACGGAGGAUGAGCUGGCUUACCAAGAGGGGCUCGAUCCAGCGGAAGAUUACGAUGAUCAACAGGAGGGGCAAGAAGAGCCUUGCACCUCUGGUGAAGAAGAUGCCAGCAACUCAGCUUAUCCUGAAGAAGACAGAUCUUCACUCACCGCAACAACUGGUCAGAAAAGAAAAAGAUCUCCACAUCCAGCAGUCUCAGCCAAAUCCUGGAAAACAGAGAAAGAUCCAGACUUUUGUCCAGUGCCUAAUAGGUUCAUCCCAGCCCGACCCCCCGGACAUCAACUAAAUUCAAAUAACAAGCACACACCGCUGGACCUCUUCAAGCUGUUUUUCAGCAAUGAUGCCAUUUUAACUCUUUGUCAGAACACAAACAAACAAGCAGCCAAAAACAUUGCGAAAGGCAAAAAGUAUCCGUGGACUGACCUUGACAUCCCAGAGUUCUUAAAUUAUAUGGGACUAACUUUCUUCUUUUCAUUAGUGAAACUGGAUAACAUCUGUGACUACUGGAAAAAGAACACAAUUUUCAGCGUGCCAUUUCCGGCUGAUGUCAUGCCACAGGACAGGUACCAGGCAAUAUCUUGGAACAUCCACGUGAGUGAUCCAGAGAAAGAUGUUGAGAACAACAGGCAAAAGGGAACGUCACAAUACGACCAUCUGUUUCAACUGAAGCCCCUGAUGGACACCAUCAGGCAUGCCUGCAAAGCUUUUUAUCACCCCAGGCAGAACCUUCUUAUUGAUGAGAGGACCAUGGUGAGGAAGAACUACACUGGAUCAAUUAAGAAAAUGGCAGCAAAGCCAAACAAGUGUAGUUUCAAACUUUUUGUUCUGUCUGACAGCAGCAGCGGCUACAUCUUGGACUUUGCUGUGUACACUGGAAAGUCACAAUUUGAAUCAGGCACUGGACUUGCCUACAACUCCAUCAUGACCCUGAUAAAGUCUGCAUACCUGGGGAGUGGCUAUAACCUGUUUCUGGACCACUUCUACACCAGUCCAAAACUCUUUAAGGACCUGCUGAGCCUCAAUAUAGGAGCAUGUGGAACAUACAGAGACAAUAGGAGAGGCUGCCCAACCACACAAUCAAAUGCCCUGAAGAAAAAGGACCCUAAAGGCACCCUGAGGUGGAUCCGUGAAGAUCCUGUAGUUUUUGUGAAGUGGAAGGACUCACGUGAGGUCAGUAUCUGCUCUACAGUCCACCAGGCGUUCUCUGGAUACACUGUGGAGAGGAGAGUGAAAAGUGAGAAUGGCAAGCCAACCAUCAAAUCUAUUCCAUGCCCAACACCUGUCAUGGAAUAUAAUAAAUACAUGGGAGGUGCUGAGGAUUUGUUAGGACAGUUGACACAAUACUACUCUGUACACCACAAGACAUCAUGCUGGUACCGUAUUCUGUUCUUACACUUCCUGGACAUUGCAGCCACCAACAGCUUCCUCCUUCACAAGGAGCUCUGCAGAGAGAAACACGAGGAACCCUUGACCCACAGGGCCUUCCUGGAGGAGCUGACUUCGCAGUUGUGUGGUGUAACAGUUGCCGUCCCUCCUACCAAGGGAUCGAGUGGCCACCUACCCGUGCCAAUCUCCAACCAACCUGAUUCAAGCAAGAGGCCCUCAUAUGGACGCAGGACCUGCGUACAGUGCCGGCUGAUGAAGAAGGAAUAUCAGUCUACACCCUGGAAGUGCAAGGAGUGCGAUGUGGCCCUGUGUCUCAUCGCAGACAGAAACUGCUUUGAAGCAUGGCACAAUUAA
Messenger RNA from Archocentrus centrarchus (flier cichlid), 1943 nucleotides. Its product is annotated as piggyBac transposable element-derived protein 4-like. Bases 129 to 1943 code for a protein of 604 amino acids. The transcript has 2 exons. NCBI's taxonomy places the organism in Eukaryota, Metazoa, Chordata, Actinopteri, Cichliformes, Cichlidae. The record is from RefSeq and is a predicted model, not a curated record.